Molecule: messenger RNA, 3905 nt
Organism: Neodiprion fabricii
Lineage: Eukaryota; Metazoa; Arthropoda; Insecta; Hymenoptera; Diprionidae
Product: pikachurin
Exons: 15
Coding region: 901-3594 (897 amino acids)
Molecular function (GO): calcium ion binding
Source: RefSeq, a predicted model, not a curated record
GCUACCCUCACUCUGCCUCUCCUCACCCUCUUCCACCACCACCACCACCCCUAAAUCUCUCGAUGGUGUUCGCAUCCCUCUUUCGUUGCAUGUACAUGUCUCGUUCAUAGGCAACACCACGCGAGCACGCGUUCGUUGUUUGCAUCAUAGGAUAAUAUUUACGAAUCGAAUGAAACGCGGUAUGAAUAGUGAAAAUUGUUCUUACCGCGGUGCGGAAUGAAGUGGGAAACGUGAAUGAUAGAAGUAGUGAUCUUGUCGAGGCAAUAGCCGGAUUCGUUGAUCGAUGGUGUUGACGGUAAAGUAAUCUGUGACAGGCGAAUUGACGAGAUGAGAAAAUUAAAACUGAAUCCGAUUCCUCGAGUUCGUUUGCCCUUCAUGUUACCCGCGGCAGGGCAGCGAUGAACAAUUUUUCGAUUCGACAAUCGAGGCUUUGGAAGAGGCUUGAAAUUAUUUCUGGUAUAACAAGGAAAUGGAAUAAAAAUGAACAACCGUAAUAUCACGAUUACAAUAAAAAUUACAGCGUCGAGUGAUUUUCCACGUACGACGGCAUGUUACUCCAGUGUAGACGGCAUUGAACGAACGUUGUGGUGAAUAGAAACGGACGUCGAGAAGUGAGAUUUUUUCCAGUUUUUAUUUCUAUUGCGACACAUGCUCCGAACGAUUGUUGGGUAAAACAAACGUGAAAAAAUAGCGAGUAGCUGUCUCGGGACCGGGGAAAAGGAAUAGGAGUACUUGACGUUGUUCUGUGAAAGCGAAGAGUGAACGACAGUUUCUUGAAUAAUGCAUCGUUAGUGAUUUUAUUUUUAGUUCGGUCUUUUAUUUAUUUAUUUUUUAUUACUCAUUAUACGUUUCAUCUACCUCCGGUAAAACAAUAACAGUGUAUAUGUUAUACGGUGGACAAUGGCUCGACAUUUGUGUUGGUUUUUUGUGAUUAUUGGGCACCUUGCCCUCGAAUUAUGCGCCCAGAAUCCUGUGGAGGAUAAAGUCACGUUCGAGGCAGCCUUUCAAGGUAGAUGCGGCCAUGGAUCGCCGUGCGAACAGCUUUGCUACGAGCUUCACGACGGGAUGUACGAGUGCGAUUGCAGAGACGGAUACAUCCUUCACAAAAACGGAUACAGCUGCGCAGAGCUGAACUCGACGUCACCCUCGAUGGGUGACCUGGGCGAGUUCAUCGAGGACGCGGAGAGUGACGAGCUGAGUCCUGACCCUGAGGACGAGGACGCGGUCGAGGACAUCCUGUACAUGAGGGGAGCGUCCUUCGUGAUCCACCUGGACCCAGGACCCGAGGUCGGCUCCUCGUCUCCCCCGAUUUCCCCGAACGAUUCGAGCCCAGAUGCCAGGGAAGAUACCAACGAGAUUCCAAAUCACAUUAUCGACCCUUCGCCAACAUCCCAGGGUCAGACGCUGGAACAAAAAUCGACGCCGACCACCGAGGCGGUGGUUAGCACAGACCCCGCCUGCACCCUGGAAUGCGGCCCCGGUGGAAAUUGCUACGUGGAGCCGCGCCGCGCCGAUGACGGAAGCCAGGUCAGUCAGGCGGGACUCGAGGCUACCGCAGCUGCAACCACGAGACUGACGGAGGCAUCCUUUGCUCAGAGAUGCCAAUGUCCGCUUGGGAGAGGCGGUGAUCGAUGUCAGGACGAAUCGGAGGUGAGGUCUCCUCGUUUCACCGGAUCCGGUUGGCUCGCAUUUCCGGCGCUGAGAGCGGCGUACAAACACGUUCAGCUGGAACUCGAGUUUCGCCCGGAAGCCUGGGACGGGGUUCUCCUGUUGGCCGGGGAGCGGGACGAUCUCCAGGGUGACUUUAUGGCCCUGAUACUCCAUCACGGCUUCGUGGAGUUUAGAUUCGACUGUGGGAGUGGCGUCGGAAUCGCUCGGACGUCGGAGACAGUGAAACUGAACGAGUGGAACACCCUGGCAGUUUAUAGGCAUCGAUGGGAUGCCUGGAUUCAGCUUAACGGGGGAAGGCGAGUGCAGGGGAGAUCGAAGGGAUUAUUCUCCAGGAUCACCUUCAGGGAGCCCCUGUUUGUCGGCGGACCCGGAAACACAACAGGGCUCGAAAGACUUCCGGUUACCGUCGGGUUCAGGGGAUGCGUACGACACUUGGAAGCCAACGAGCAUCAUUAUCGGUUUCCUCUCGCCCCUCUCGGGGACGCCGCCAACGGAUUCGACGUCGAGGAAUGCACGGCCGACAGAUGCAGCAAGGUGCCCUGCUCUCACGGAGGGAAAUGUCUGACGACCGGAGGCGACACUGCCGUGUGUCUCUGCCCCCUCGGGUACACCGGUGACCUUUGCGAGACCAGAGUGGACCUCCAGGUGCCCUCGUUCAACGGAUCGUCCUAUCUGAGGUACCCGGGACUUGGCGAUUCUUCCUUAUCAUGGCUCGAGCUUGGCGUAACUCUGAAGCCGACCGCACCCGACGGCGUCAUCCUCUACAACGGGCAUCACAGCGACGCUACCGGGGAUUUUGUCGCGCUCUACUUGGCCGCGGGACACCUUCAGUUCACCUUUGACCUUGGAACGGGCCCCGCGACCCUCAGGAGUGAGAAUCCCGUUCGUCUCGGCGAGUGGCUCGAGGUCCGUGUAUCCAGGACCGGACGCCUCGCCUCCCUCGAGGUCGACGACGAACCACCGCGAGAGAUCAUGGCGCCGGGAGCCUUCACCCAGCUCUCUUUGCCUCUCAGUUUGUAUCUCGGAGGCGCUCCAGCGACCGACGUCUACUCACCGAAGUUGAAAACAACCGCAAGCUUCGUCGGGUGCAUCCAGUCCGUUACCCUCAAUCGGAGGGAGGUCGGCAUCUUGGCCGAGGCUCUGGGUGGCGUGAAUGUCGGUAAUUGCGGGCACGCGUGCGAAGCUCGGCCCUGCGGCGACGCCGAGUGUCGUCCUCUGCGCGAAAGGUUCACCUGUCGCUGUCGGCCAGGAAUGCCUCAUCCUUGCCCCGAGCUCGACGUCUACGAGGCAUCCCCGGGGACCCCGAUUCCCGGACCCGAUCCUGGGAUCAGGGCCACGAAACCCAGUCACUACGAACGCGCCGUUCCCAGUUUUUCUGGUGCCAACAGCUACCUUCACUUCAGUGAUGCUGACACGAUGAAGAGAAUAAUCAGCUUCAGGGUCGACAUCAACAUGAGAUUCAGGGUGAGUAGCAGCAGCGGACUUCUUCUUUGGAGCGGACGGCAGCUCGACCCUCAGGAGACGAUGGAUGCCAACGGCGAUUUCCUUGCCCUGGGACUAGAUCAGGGCUACCUAACACUCGCCUACAAUCUCGGUUCCGGCGAAGCCUCGCUAAGAUACAAUCUGACGAGACUCGACGACGAUCUUUGGCAUCGGGUCAGAGCCGUCAGGAACGAACAGUGGGCUUCACUUGUCGUCGACAGCGGGACCGGGGUUUCCGUUUCCUCGCCGGGGCAGCUCAGGCAACUGAACACGGAUACGGGCCUCUAUGUCGGAGGCGCUCCGGACGUUGUGAGGACGACGGGUGGCCGAUACACCAGAGGAAUCGUUGGUUGCGUGAGCGACUUGGUCCUGGACACGGAUUUCUCGGUCGCCUUAUCGUCUCCAGGUCAGGCGACGAACACGCAUUCCUGCAUUCCCUGAGGUCGCCGGAAGUUCCUCUAGGCCCCAAAAUCCUCUGUAGGAAUGAAUAAAGAAAACUAGGAUAAUAUAAUAUACGCAAUAUACAUAUAAUGUGAAAAAGAUCGACAAAGUUCAAGUGGGUUUUGACCAGACGGAAAUGCAUUAUGAUUAUUCACAACAACGCGGUUCAUCGAUAUCUUAUACGAUUAACGCGCAAAAAGAUGAUGAUAAAAUAAAAAAAAAAAAAAAAAUAAAAGGAAUAAAGAACAAUCAAAGCGGGAAACCAGCUGCUCGGUCACUUUGGAGUUUGGAUAUGUAUUGAGUCGAGACCA